AUGGCGCAGCAGGGACCGCCCGAGAUGGACCGUCGUCGGCGCGCGAGCUCCAACUACUUCGAGCUCGACGCAGACCGUCGUCGCAACAAGUCGGAGCGCUCUGCGCGCUUGAGCACGCGGCUCAAUUCCAUGGACAUGACGCAGUCGGGCAUCAAGGGCACGGCCACGCCGUCGGACGACGAGACGGCCAUUGAUUACUGUUGCGAGGUUUUAAAGGCCAAAUUUGGGUUUCAAGAGGGUUCGGUGAGCAACCAGCGCGAGCACGUGCUGUUACUUUUAGCCAAUGGCAAAGCGCGCUGCGUCGCCACGGACCCCGUGGACCAGCACCUGGUGCACUUGGCCGACAAGUUGUUUACGAAUUACCGUCCGUGGUGCAAGUUCAUCCAUACGAAACCCGUGACGUACACGGGCCAUGGCAUUCCUACGGCCACGCCGUCUGCCCACUUGUACAUGGACGUCAUGUUGUACUUUCUGAUCUGGGGCGAAGCUGCCAACAUUCGUCACAUGCCCGAGUGUAUGUGCUACCUCUUCCACCAGAUGUUGACGGACAUGAACGCGGACCCGCAGAGCUGCGACAAGCAGCCCGAGGGGUGGUACUUGGACCAGGUCAUCCGCCCCAUUUGGCGCGAAGCCAGCAACAUGAAACGCCGCAAUGCGUUGGGGAAACCGCUGGAACACGUGAAAAUUCGGAAUUACGACGACAUUAACGAGUACUUUUGGAAACCGCAUUGUUUGAGUAUCGAUGUCACUCGCGUGGGGCAAGAGCUCACGCAGAACCACGGCAAGACGUUUUACGAACACCGCAGUAUCUUCACGAUGAUCUUGAAUUACUACCGCAUCUUCCAGUUCAACAUGAUGUUCCUCGUCUUAUUGACCGUCCUCGCGUUUGCGGUCACGAUCUCACCGAACGGCGGCGAAAGCGGCUGGUCGGAAUUUGCCGAACUAGGCAGCGUCGUGAGCCCGUACUCGACGCGCGACUUGAAGCUCGGGAUCGUGUCGAUUCCCCUGAGUCUGAGCCUCAUGGCGUUUCUCAAGUGCGUCAUGGAAGUGUGUCACGGCUGGCACUUGUUGAUGUCGAAAGAGAGUUCGGCGACGAGCUCGCGCUCGUUGUCGUACGGCUCGGCGCUGACGAGUCGGAUCGUCUGGAACGGCGGCUUUGCCGUCUUGUUUGGCAUUAUGAUUUACGUGCCGUUGAACGAGGACAGGGACACGGUGCUGCUGGACAAUCUGUACCCACUUUGUGGCGCGUAUAUACUGCCGGGCGCGCUCGUGCUUUUGACGCAAGCUAUUGCACCGCAGCUCAUUAAUGGCACAUUUGCUGCUAAAUUCGUGCGAGAAGGCGCGAGUUGCUACGUGGGCCAAGACAUGACGCCGCCGUUUGCGUUCCGAGUCAAGUACACGAUCUUCUGGCUGCUGUUGUGGAUUGUGCAGGGGGUGACGUCGUACUUCAUUUUGGUUCGUCCUCUCAUUCUGCCGACGCUGAGCAUUUACGCCAUGUCGCUGAAUUACCAGAAUUCACUCGUAUCGUUCUACAAUGUCGGCAUUCUCAUUGCCUUGUGGCUACCGGUCGUGUUUAUUUUCAACUACGCGCCGCAGAUUUAUUUCACGAUUUUCCAAGCACUGCUGGGUGGUUUCCAGGGCGUUCUCAUGAAGACGGGUGAGAUUCGUGGCGCCAAGGAAAUGACCAAGGCUUUCCGUGUGGCGCCCCAGCUGUUUGACCAGAAGGUCGUGACGGUGCUAGCGCGCUCGAGCGAUGCGCCCCCCAGUAGCGCUGACUCCACUCGAUCUAGCGUCGUGGCAGCAGCGUACGAGUCGCAGAUGAUGUUGCGGUUCGUGGUUGUCUGGAAUGAAAUUGUGAAUUCGUUUCGCGAAGGCGAUUUGCUCGACGAUAAGGAAGCUGCGAUUCUUCAGUAUGACAUUCGAAGCACUGGGGAAGUGUUCGAGCCGGUGUUUCUGUCGGCUGGCAAACUCACCGAAGCAAUGGGGCUGAUGAUCAAGACUGCGAAGGAUGGCAAGGGCGAAUCGCAGCUCCGCGUGACGCUUGUGGAGAACGACUGCCUUUCAGCCAUUCGUUCUUUUUUCACGGCUAGUAUGUACGUGGUUGGCGCUCUGUUUGGCAACGACGAUGCCGAUGUGAUUGACGGGUUUCGUUCGGUCGAGGAGAUUGCUUCGAGUGGCGGUUUUUUGAAGUCGUUUAACGUUCGUGAGGUGUUGAAUCUGCGGACUGCAGCCGUGGACCUCCUCGAAGAGAUUUUGGACCUGCCGGAUCCGGAUGUGCAGUCGCAGCACAUUCCGAACGCUCGUGUGCACUCGAUGGGUGUGAUUCGCAACUUUGUUGCCAAGAUGGAGGUUUUCUUACAGAGCGUGCAGUCGUUUUGCAUCGAUCCCGCUUUGCAGCGCAAGUUUAACAACUCGAAGUUCUGCUCUAGCGCCAAUGGAUACAUGUAUGCAUCGCGCGGACUCGUGAACCUGUUUUGCAGCGAUACGGCCAUGGGUGCUGCCACACGUGCCUGCUUGCUGUUGUCUCUGGACCGCUCGGAGGCCAUGCCGCGUACCACGGAGGCUCAGCGUCGUCUCGGCUUUUUUAUGAAGUCACUUGUCAUGGAUAUUCCGCAAUUGCGUUCCAUCAAGGAGAUGCGCAGUUUUUCGGUCGUCACUCCGUUCUACGCCGAGACGGUGUUGUUUUCAUUGAAAGACUUGAAUGACCCUCUUGUGAACCACCCGAUCUUCCAGCAGGUCGAGGAAGACGGUAAGAACUUGACGAUUCUGAAGUACCUGACCAAGAUUCAUCAGGAGGAAUGGGACAACUUCUUGGAGCGCGUGGAUGUUAGCUCUGCCGAGGAAGCUCAGAAGAACCAUCCUGAAGAAAUUCGUUUGUGGGCGUCGUACCGUGGUCAGACGCUGGCCCGUACGGUGCAGGGUAUGAUGAUGUAUGAAGAUGCGAUCAAGAUUCUACAUUGGUUGGAAAUCGGCUCCAGCCCUGGCAAGUCCGCCGAGCAGAAGCAAAGUCAGUUGCAAGACAUGGUUCGUCUCAAGUUUUCGUAUGUUUGCGCUUGUCAGGUGUACGGCAAGCACCGUGCCGAAGGUAAAACUCAGGCCGCAGAUAUUGACUAUCUGCUGCGCGAGUAUCCUAAUUUGCGUGUGGCUUACGUGGACACGGUGGAGAGCGUCGAUGGCGAGAAAUCUUUCGACACCGUGCUGAUAAAGAGUGAAGCCGAUGACAUUGUUGAAGUGUACCGCUAUUCGCUACCGGGAGAUCCGAUCUUGGGCGAAGGCAAGCCAGAGAACCAAAACAACGCUACCCCGUUUACGCGCGGUGAGUUUGUGCAGACGAUCGAUAUGAACCAGCAGCACUACUUUGAAGAGUGCUUGAAGAUGCCGCAGCUUUUGUGCACAGCCGACUUGCACCCGUCGAAGAAACCAGUUUCGAUCAUCGGUAUGCGCGAGCACAUUUUCACGGGUAACGCUAGUUCACUUGCAAAGUUCAAGACGUGGCAAGAACUGGUGUUUGUGACACUGUCACAGCGUGUGCUAGCCGACCCUCUGUAUGUGCGUAUGCACUACGGUCACCCAGAUGUGUUCGAUAAGGUGUUGGCCAUCACGCGCGGAGGUGUGUCGAAGGCUAGUAAAGGUAUCAAUCUGUCCGAAGAUGUGUUUGCCGGUUUCAACACGACUCUGCGUGGCGGUGUCGUGACGCACGUGGAGUUCAUGCAGUGUGGUAAGGGCCGUGAUGUGGCUCUGUCUCAGAUUUCGAUGUUUGAAGGUAAGCUGGCGAAUGGUGCUGGCGAAACUUCACUAGCUCGUGAGGCCCAUCGCAUGGGCCAGUUUAUGGAUUUCUGCCGUUUGAACUCGAUGUUCUACUCCCACACUGGGUUUUAUUAUGCGACAUGGAUGACGAUUGUGACGACAUUCGUGUACAUGUACUGCAAGGUGUACAUUGCGUUAUCUGGCGUGCAGACGCAGAUUGUGUACAACAUGAAUACGACGGCGGUCAUUAUGGAAAAUGCAUACUCGCACGGUUUUGACGAGCGCGUUUUCCACGACAUGGAUUCCGUGUACAACACGCAGUAUUACAUUCAGGCUGGUCUGUUCUUGUCGCUGCCGCUGAUUUGUGUAUACUUCGCCGAAAUGGGGUUGCGACGCGGUCUUGUGCAAUUUUUGGAGAUGGUCUUUACGGCUGGUCCAGCAUUCUUUAUCUUCCAGCUUGGAACGACCAUGCACUUUUUCGACAACAAUUUGCUCCACGGCGAGGCCCAAUACAAGGCUACAGGACGUGGGUUUAAGAUCACGCGUGAAACGUUCGUUUUGCUGUACAAGGCGUACGCUCUGAGUCAUUAUCGCAAAGCUAUGGAGCUGAUCGGUCUGUGUUUGAUCUACCUUGCAUUUGGCCAGUUCAACAUUUGCGACACUUCCGUUGCUGGUGAUGUCAACUCGUUCGCUUAUGAGUACUGUGAGACGUCGCAGAGCUUUGGUGUGCAAACGUUUGCUAUUUGGGUCAUUGCCGUGGUGUGGUUACUAUCUCCGUACAUUUUCAACACCGAUGGUCUGGAUUGGGAGAAGACAAAGGUUGAUGUGUCGGCGUGGGCAAAGUGGAUGUACGCUUCCGAAGACUACACGGAUGAAGACGCGGUCAUGGUCGGUGGGUGGAUCAGCUGGUGGAAGGGCGAGCUCAAGUUGUACCACAACACGAAGCCGAUCGCCCGUCUGACUGUCAUUUUGCGUGAGUGCCGUCACUUCGUGCUCAUGUGGUACGUGGUGGCGCUCGAGUGGGAGUUUGUCACCGUGGCUCUAGUUUUUGCUGCCGCUGUCCUUACGGUUGUGGCAAUGGGCCUAUCGCGACUCACGGGCAACUGUUUCCGCAAUGUACACUCAUCGAUACGCGCGGUCACUUACCUGUUCAUGGUGGUGUUUGCGCUUGUCGUGUUUUUGGUCGCUACUAUGGUCGUCUUCGAACUCAGCUUCGUUCGAACCCUUUCCCUAUUCUUCGGCUACAUGGCGGCUCUGUACGGCAUUAAUGAAAUGGCGCGCAUGUAUAGUUUCGCCAACUCGUCAAUCGCGACGAUAGGCACGUUCCAGCAGCUUGCGUUCUUCUUCGACUUCAUCUUUGCAGUGGCUAUGAUUUUCCCGCUUUUGGUGAUGUCAGCCGUCCCAUUUCUGAACAUCGUUCAGACGCGAAUGAUGUACAACAAGGGUUUCUCUGAAGUCGUAUCAGCCUCGUCACAGUACGCGUUCUCUCUUGCUGCCUUUAUGGGAGUGCUUGGCGGGAUUGGAUGUGGUUGGUUGUUCCACUUGUUUACAACUCUGGAGAGCACUGCCGGUUUCCUGAGCUACGCUACGACGUACAGGCUACUUGACGACUAUGUUGGUCAUGGUAUGGUAACGUAUUCGUUCUACCUUUCUUGCGUGGGUGGGACGUUUGUCGCUGGCAUUAUGAACUACUUCAUUGGUCGUCGUCUGUCGAUCGUUCUCGGCGGUUUGUUGACGGUACUUGGCAUGCUUGGCGUGAGCGCCGUGCAGUCUGGCGGCGGAGGAUUUCUGAUACCGGGCGUAUGCUUACUUGGUGUCUCGGUUGGCGUGCUUCUACCCACGCUGGUUGCGUACAUUUACGAGAUUUCAACUCGUGACAUGCGCGGCAAGGCUCUUCUUCUGCUCGGAAGCGGCUUUAUUCUUGGCAUCUUGUUUGCUGCUUGGUUCUCCUCCUCGUCGAAAGAUCUUGGUUGGGUUUGGCAAGUGUUUAUUGCCACUCUGAUUCUCUCAAUCAUGACACCGGCGGUGUACAUCUUCCCAGAGAGUCCGUACUGGGUGUACAUGCGCGAGGGUUUGGAUUCGUGUGAGCGAUGCCUUGCCGUGUUGCGUCGUAAGGAGGGAGUGUCGGAGGAGCUACGCAUGAUUCGUGAUGAAGAGACUGGCGGCGAUGGCACGAGUGCCAGCCCCGGCACUUUAUUCUUCAAGUUCUUGACGGGCUUGUUCUUGAUGCUGGUAUCCAGCGUGUUUCUCGGAUGUGUGAACAUGUACUUGUCCGACACGUUUCGUGGUAUAGACGACGCUACCUACAUGUUUGUAAACUGCGUGGGGAUUCAGUUUCUCGGUGCGCUCUUCUCGUUCUUCUUCAUGGACCGCAUCGACCACAAGCGUAUUUUGUUCUCUACAUUGCUGCCGAUUGCAACUUUGGUUUGCGUCUUGGGAGUGUACUGUAUGUCGGAUUCCAUGAGCGGUGACAGCGAGUAUGUGAUGCUGCAGAUUGUGGGUCUACUGCUGUACUUCUUCGCUGGUUUGGGAAUCACCUCGGUGCCAUGGGUCUCGUCCGUCGGCCUGUUCACGACAAAGCAGCGCGCGGUCACCGUGACCGUGUACUUUAUGGUGUUUUUCCUGCUGCCCGUUUACGCCACUUACGUCCGGUCCAAUGAUACAGCCGGCGACGAGUACUACUACCUGUUCGCAUUGACUGGCUGCUGUGUCGUGUCAAUGGGGCUUCUCUUCACUGUGGGCACUCUCAAGAACGGCAUGGUGUGCACAAAGAGUGAGAUGGAGAUCGAGCGCACACGUCUGCGCCGCAUCCGCGCGUCUCGUCGCAGUGUCCGCACGCCAGGUAGCGCGCGCUCCAAAAACUUCAGUCGCUCGCGCGCGAAGUCUCAUUCGAACUACCAGAUGUUCGAGUCUCCUGCCGGCAGUGCGCCGUAG
Peronospora matthiolae is the source of this 6681-nucleotide messenger RNA. The record is from the annotation of a GenBank genome assembly. NCBI's taxonomy places the organism in Eukaryota, Oomycota, Peronosporomycetes, Peronosporales, Peronosporaceae.